Molecule: messenger RNA, 948 nt
Organism: Schistosoma guineensis
Lineage: Eukaryota; Metazoa; Platyhelminthes; Trematoda; Strigeidida; Schistosomatidae
Source: the annotation of a GenBank genome assembly
AUGAAUAAUCUUGAACACAAUAAUAAAGAAUAUUUGAAUCCAUUCAAUUAUAAUGCAGAUUCUUCCCCUUUCUCCAAACCAAGUCCUUUAGAAUGUUUACAAAAGUCAUGCAAUAAUAUUUUACAACAUAUAAAUCCCUUGCCAUAUCGUCAAAUUCUGAAUGAAGUUUCUCAUAAGCUGAGUAGCAGUCUUAAUUAUUUCACUAAUUACUCAUCAAAUUACUCUUGGCUUAAACAGAAACGUAAUACAAAAUUACGUCAUUACAGUUCCCCUGGUUCCUAUUUAUUUCCACUCUCCGUUGCAUGCAGUUCAUCACUUAGUUCAAGAAAACGAAAUUUGGUUACAUCCAAGCGUACAUUUAGAAAAGUUUCCCAUUCAAAGAAGCUAAAUUCAACAUUGACAGAUGGUAACAUUCGAACACAUAGAUCGAUUCAAUCGAAAAAUAAAACUUUAAUACAUGAUAAAAUUGCUCUGAACGAUCCAACAAAAAAUGGUAAGUUCUUAUUGUAUUCAGACAAAUCCGUAAGUCAACUGACAACUGAAUCUCCUCAAAUUAAUGAUUCACCAACUCAAAAAGUAUGUUCACCACAAUCGGUGGCAUUGUCAUCUUUCAAUACUAAUUCAACUAUUUUAAAUGGAAAUUGUACAUGUACCAUCUGCAAUAAAAUACAAAUGUUCAAUAUCUUACUAACUUCCUGGAGUGCAGUGAUAAACUUUAUUCAAAAUUUACAAUCAAAUAUGACUUUAUAUUCAAAUGAUAUGAGUAUAAAUACUACUAACGAUCUUGUUUAUAAUUUAGAAAAUUCACUAAAACAAAAUGAACCGAUUAUUACUGAAUCAGAUGACUUAAACAAUUCGUUUACAUUACCAGUUAAUAGUCAGAAUAAUUCUCAAGAUUCUAAUUUAGAAAACGAUAACUAUAUAAUUCAUAAUGUACCUUUAAAAUAA